AUGGGUCUCAAGCAGGAACAAGUCAACUCUGCCGACAUGGCUCGUUCCGGCGAGGAGAGCGAAUUUGGCUCAGCCGAUGAGUUGCUGGGAACUCUAGGCUACACACCAGAACUUUCACGAAACCGAUCGACACUCCAGGUUGCUUUCAUGUCGUUUGUGCUUGCUGCAAUUCCUUAUGGACUGGCAACAACCAUGUACUAUCCUCUCAAUGGUGGUGGUCCCGUCGACAUUAUCUGGGGUUGGCUGGGCGUCUCCCUCAUCAUCAUCUGCGUGGCCGUUUCGCUUGGAGAAAUUACCUCUGUAUACCCGACAGCUGGAGGCGUCUAUUAUCAGACGUGGAUGCUGGCACCACCGGCCUGGCGUAAUCUCGCUGCUUGGAUUUGUGGCUGGCUCUACGUCGUCGGCAAUGUCACCAUCACUUUGGCUGUCAAUUUUGGUACUGCCACGUUCCUCGUCGCGUGUAUCAACGUUUUCGAAACAUCCGAAGGAGAACCAGUCUUUGCCGGAGAGGCCUACCAAGUCUUCCUCAUCUUCUUGGGAAUCACAUUGCUGUGUAAUGCAGUGUCUUCUCUCUGCAACAAGUGGCUCCCCCUUCUUGAUACUUUUGCCAUCUUCUGGACCCUAGCUGGUGUUAUUGCCAUCAUGGUCUGCGUUCUCGCCAUAGCAAAGAAUGGCUACCGAUCUGCCGAAUUCGUUUUCACACACUUCGAAGUCAGUUCUGGAUGGAUUCCUGGAUGGUCUUUCAUGAUUGGUCUUUUGCAAGCAGCAUAUGCUACUUCAUCCACUGGCAUGAUCAUCUCGAUGUGUGAAGAAGUACGAGCACCUGCUACCCAAGUCCCCAAGGCCAUGGUCCUCACCGUCUGCCUCAACACGAUUGCCGGCUUCAUGUUUAUGAUCCCCCUCGUCUUCGUCCUUCCCGAUAUUAGCGAGCUCGUUGCGCUGGCCUCUGGCCAACCGGUUCCCACCAUCAUUAAGAGUGCGGUUGGUUCACCUGGAGGCACGUUUGCUCUCUUGAUCCCACUCAUUAUUUUGGCACUUAUCUGCGGUAUUGGCUGCACCACUGCUGCGUCCCGCUGCAUCUGGGCCUUUGCACGCGAUGGUGCCAUUCCUGGAUCUGGUCUGUGGAAGGUGGUCCACCCCAAGCUCGAUGUUCCCGUGAACGCAAUGAUGCUGAGCAUGGUUGUCCAAAUUAUCCUUGGCGUCAUCUACUUUGGAUCGUCUGCCGCUUUCAAUGCCUUUUCGGGUGUUGGUGUCAUUGCCUUGACAACUGCCUAUGCUGUUCCCAUUGCUGUCAGUCUGAUUGACCGCCGCGAGACUAUCAAGACUGGCAGCUUCUACAUGGGCAAGUUUGGAUUGGUUUGCAACAUUAUCUCACUAUGUUGGUCUCUUCUCGCCAUCCCGCUCUUUUGCAUGCCAUCCUACAUUCCGGUAGAUGCUGCAACCAUGAACUACGCCUCGGUCGUGUUCGUUGCGUUUACGGCCAUUUCCAUCAUCUGGUACGUUGCCUGGGGCCGCAAGCACUACAAGGGCCCGCCGACUUGA
Molecule: messenger RNA, 1542 nt
Organism: Pestalotiopsis fici W106-1
Lineage: Eukaryota; Fungi; Ascomycota; Sordariomycetes; Amphisphaeriales; Sporocadaceae
Exons: 4
Coding region: 1-1542 (513 amino acids)
Biological process (GO): transmembrane transport; amino acid transport
Cellular component (GO): membrane
Molecular function (GO): transmembrane transporter activity
Source: RefSeq, a predicted model, not a curated record